This is a messenger RNA of Tilletiopsis washingtonensis, 615 nucleotides long. RefSeq lists its product as hypothetical. The record is from RefSeq and is a predicted model, not a curated record. Lineage: Eukaryota; Fungi; Basidiomycota; Exobasidiomycetes; Entylomatales. The coding region runs from base 180 to 527 and encodes 115 amino acids. The transcript has a single exon.
UGGCGCUCCAGACCCAUCCUCAUGCCCCAAGGCAGGUCACAUGACCCUCCUUCGCUCUCUUCGCACGAUCCUCGGCGUCCAAGGCACUCAAUCCCGAUGCGCGGACCUCCUCCUCUUUCCCCUCACUGGCGCCCAAAGCGCUGCCAAAAGAGACGGCGCGGCGGCGGCAUGACGCUCAAAUGUGCCGCGGAAAACAGCUAUACGGCGCCAGCAGCGGCGGCGGCGCAGCAUGCAGAGCGAAGGCGGUGCGGAACAGAUUAGCCCCCAAUGUGCAGAGCGGCGUGCGGGGAAGCAAGCUACUUCUCUCUCUCUCACGCGCUCCACUUUGCUCGUACCGAGCGUUGAUGCGUGAAGGCGCAGCCGCAAGAAGAGGGCGGCUCGGCAUCCGAGCGCCGGCGGCACGCGGGCCGAGGAGGCACGGCGCGGCCCGCGGAGGGAGGAGAGGCAUGCCCCCAACAGCCAGGGUGCAGCUGAAGGCAGUAAGAGUCGCGGGGGCGAGAGGCGCACGCCAUACGAGACGAGGCUAGCCCAGCUGCACCCUGAACGACCUUCCUGCGCGCUGACCGGUGGCCGCGCGGUGAGGCCGAGCCGCACGGCGACGCGGCUGCUUCGGCC